Molecule: messenger RNA, 845 nt
Organism: Candoia aspera
Lineage: Eukaryota; Metazoa; Chordata; Lepidosauria; Squamata; Candoiidae
Product: zinc finger protein 263-like
Exons: 4
Coding region: 42-845 (267 amino acids)
Biological process (GO): regulation of DNA-templated transcription
Source: RefSeq, a predicted model, not a curated record
UUUGAAGCAUUCUGGAAGCUGCUUUGGAGCACAGAUGAAGGAUGGAGGUAGAAGACUCACCUGGCCUUGAAGUACAAAGAGGACUUGAUGCCAUCAACACUGAGGGCAGAGGGGCAUUCUGGGAAAGAGCAGAGCGGAAGAUCCUGGAGGAGGACCUGGUCGGUUCAGAGGUACAUCGCCGGCAUUUCAGAGAUUUCCGCUACCAGGAGGCAGAAGGUCCCCGAGAGCUCUGCAGCCACCUCCACCAUCUUUCCCGCCAGUGGCUGCAGCCGGAGCGACACACCAAGAGCCAGAUGCUGGACCUGGUGAUCCUGGAGCAGCUGCUGGCCGUCCUGCCGGUGGAGAUGUCCAGCUGGGUGCGGGAGUGCGGAGCGGAGAGCAGCUGCCAGGCGGUGGCCCUGGCCGAAGGCUUCCUCCUGGGUCGGUUGGAACAGAAGAAAGCAGAAGAGCAGGAGGAGAGUCAGAGUCUCUUUCAAGAAGGGGGACCCGCUUCCCUUGCAGCUGCAGCAGAGACCGGGGCACCCGUCACCAGGCAGAGGGGCAUCGUGCAGCAGGGAGAGGCAGGUGAGGGGCCACCUUAUGAGGGAAGGACUAAGAGGGACGUAAACAUGCCAGCAACAGCACUUUUUCCUCAAAGUGGGAAGGAGAGCACAGUGACAGAUCCUGACUGGAAUCUAACCAGCUUUGAAGAAAUUGCCGUGUAUUUCACCAAUGAGGAGUGGCUACUCCUGGACCCUGCUCAGACAAUAUUGCACAGGGAAACCAUGGAGGAGAAUUAUCUAAUUGUGGCCUAUUUAGGUAUGGCUUUGUUAAGGAAAUUAGCAGCCAAGCGAAAGGCAAUUUGA